Molecule: messenger RNA, 1153 nt
Organism: Mytilus trossulus (common blue mussel)
Lineage: Eukaryota; Metazoa; Mollusca; Bivalvia; Mytilida; Mytilidae
Exons: 3
Coding region: 189-905 (238 amino acids)
Source: RefSeq, a predicted model, not a curated record
AGCGUAUCUCUGAAUUGUUAUUUAUUAUCAAAAGUCAUUACGUGAUAUUCCAGCCGAUUUUUUAAAUGUUAUAACCCAGUGAACCUAUAUAUUUGGAACGGCAACAUUGGAAUUGGUUACGAUUUGGAAAACUUUAAACAUUGAGGCCUUAAUACGAGAUUUCUCUUUCGUUAACACACACAUUAGUCAUGGGAUGCUGUAGCCGUGCUUCCGGUUGGUCCAAGAUUGGACUUCUCUGUGCCGUAUGUGCAUUUGGGCUCCAGGCAGCUGGCUAUGUAACAAAUAAUUGGAUGGUAUACAAUACAGUACUAGAUCUUAACGAUCUUCGUGUUGGGUUAUGGUGGUUUAGCAACUGUUCGGCUGAAAUAAGUUGUUUUUCAGUGCUUACACCGUCUUCCUAUAAAUCUUUGACUUUCACAUUGACUCUGGGAUUUGAAGGUGGUUGUGCUGGAUUGCUUCUGGUAGCGAUGAUCAUGUAUUGGUGUUAUGUCGCGGCAGAUUGUAGCAGAAGGCGUGGAAUGGCAGCUGCCAUUAUUAUAUUUCUUGUUUUAGCAGUGUGUAGUUCAGCAGCUGGAUUGGUACUGUGGAUCUUACAAAUAGAUUUUCCUUAUUACGUUGCAUGGUCAGCCGGACUUUCGGUUGUAGCUACUGCAUUUGCACUCAUAGCAAUGCUUUGCUUAGUUCCAGAUCUUAAGGAAUAUCCAUACGAAAAGUUACGCAAGAGGCCGUCAAACAAUAAACGUCCUCUGCCUCUUGAAAGACAGACGGUGUACACGAAACAUGGUACGGACAAAAAGAAGGGGAGCUCACUUGGCACUGAUUAUACACAACGUAAUUCAUAUGCAGAUGUCAAAAGCAAUCGGGACUUCGGAUACGAUUAUGGUGCACGUGACUUUUAUGUUUAAAAUUGACGUUUUCUAGAUUGACUGUAUGAACAUCUAAAUGAAAUAAAGACGUCAAGUAAACUUUCGUUACAAAUAUCUCAGCCAUAAUCCAUUAGUUUCGCCUGUCACUGAUUUUUUUAUAUUCUGUAGCGAUUAAUGUUAAGUUUGACACUGGUAUCAUUGAAGGUCACACGAUGCCCCCUAGUAGAUGUCAGGCUGUUUUAUUUACUGUCUAAACAUAGAUUGUUUAAAUAAAGUAUACAUCGACA